This is a messenger RNA of Kockovaella imperatae, 1963 nucleotides long. RefSeq names its product WD40-repeat-containing domain protein. Gene Ontology annotation, molecular function: protein binding. NCBI's taxonomy places the organism in Eukaryota, Fungi, Basidiomycota, Tremellomycetes, Tremellales, Cuniculitremaceae. Bases 134 to 1864 code for a protein of 576 amino acids. The transcript is spliced from 2 exons. The record is from RefSeq and is a predicted model, not a curated record.
GCAGAACGGAGCGUUGUGAUAGCAGCGAAAAAGGCGGUAUGACCCACACACACCCACACAAUGAACAGUCUAUAGAAUAAGUCCCAUCGUAGGCACUGUCUAUAUCCUCCUCCAUCCCUGCUUCGACUCCACAAUGUCCUCGUUUGCUGGCGUUGUAGCUCAAAAAGCCUGGCAGUACAGCCUCGAUAGUGAAUCUCAAGGUUGGGCCAUAAAGGCAGAUUUGGAUCACGACGAUAUCGAAGUGGUCUCCGGCAGCAGCAGCAGCAGCAUCAGCAGCAACAGCAACAGCAACAGUGUCAUCGACAGCAGCAGUGUUGCCAGUGGCAGUUCCUCGCGAUCUAGCUUCCUAGAACGUUUUGUACCCUUUCCUGCACCCGUUGGUCAGGGCAGCAAAUGGGCACUCAACGCAGAUCACAGUGUGAUUUCGUAUGUCUCUGGAGACAUUGCAUCGGACCCCCAUGUCACCCUGGUGGAAUUAGGCCAAAAUACCGAUCACUCAUCUGAGGAUGAAGAUGACACUUCUGCGGAGUCGUCUAGAACUGGGUUUUGGGGACUUUUCCAUCGCUCGAAGCGAUCUCAACGUCAAGUAAAGAGUAUUCCACCCCGUCAUCGAUCUUUCAAGUCUGUGGUCGGUGAAAUCAAGUCAAUAUUCUUCAGUCCGACAGACCCCAACAUGUUGGUUGUCAGCACCGAGUCAAGCGUACGGUCUAUCGAGAAGAGAGGACAAAUCACGUUACUGAAUAUUGAGCCACAUCGAGCGAUUUCUGCCUCCCCCGGCCCAUACAUCACUGCCCCAUCAGUCGAGCUGGAUCUCACAUCGGGUGCCAACAUCUUGGAUCAAGUGUACGGUGUUUUACCUCCUGGCUCCGAGACAUCGAACGUUUUCGCCAUCGACGGCGAUAAAUUUCUCUAUAUCCCUCGAAAUCGGGUGGGUCACUGGCGAGGUGGAGAGCCCAAUCGAAAUGUAGCCAUCUACGAUAUGGCUGAAAAAGAAAUCAUUGCUUUCCUUGAAGGAAACAAUGACGAGAUCGUUUGGAUGGGAUUCAGUCCUUUCAGAGAAUGGAUUGUCACCGUUGCCAAGAGUCAAUAUGUCAGACUUUGGAACCCCUCGGGAGUCGAAAUUGAAGUCUGGGACACUGGAUUGGAGAACGUCGCUGCUCAAUUCUCACCCGAUCAACUCUUCAUCGUGGUCUCUUGUGCAGAUGGAACCGUCAUUUCGUUCGCUAUUGGAACGGGGGAACAAGUCUGGUACAUUCCUCCUUCUGAUCACGUCUACACCUCUUUGGAAUAUUCUCCAGAUAGUCAAUACCUUGCCCUAGGGUGUGAAUCAAAUGGACGAGCCAGUAUCGUGGACUUGGAAUCUCCCGUGAACGAAGAUGGGACAAGGGACGUGUUCACCUUUAUCCCUGGUCUUCGGGGUGGUCUGUGGCAAGUGGUUGAGCGACACGUCCCGGGAUCCAUCACGUCACACAAUGUCAGAUUCAUUCACGCCGUGGAUUUACACCUCAUUCGCGAUAACACAGCUCAUCUCGUUGGCUUCUCAAGCCGUGAUGGGUCUGAUUUGCAGAUCCUCGAUAUGGACACUGGUAGAUCGUGGCAACUGGGGUCAGAAUCGGGUGAACUGGACGAGGAGGAGGAUCGAGACCUGCCACCGUCGCUUUCAUCGUCUCGACACGACACUCCCGGCCACCAGCACUUCAACACUCGACGCCUGCAUCAGAGCCUAGGUUUCGACUUUGCAGAAUUCAACGAGGAUACAGAGACAGAGACCCAAGCGGAGAUGCUUGGAUGGGAGUAUCUCUCAGAAUUAGAUCAAAUCAUGACGAUUCAUUCGGACGGUGUCCGAUAUUGGAAAUUUGAGUGAAUAGUCCUCCCUCUCGCAACAUUUUAUUAGCUCUUAUAGUUUGUACCCAUAACUCAUCAUCUUUUUGUAUACCAAUUAUAGGCCCCUUAACGCAGAUGC